UAAACCAAAGUGUUGUCGUUUACAAUCCCUGGCAGGUCACCUCCUCUCCGCCGUAACACGGCACCAGAAUCACAAACACACAUACACUCGAACUCCACCAUUCUGCAAAUCGGAAUUCCGACGCUGAAUCCCUAGAAGCGGGAGAUCAUAACAAAUCGAAGAAGCUAAAACACCAACUGGUUCGUUGAGUUUAGAGAGCGAAAAAGAUAAUAGAAAGUUUGUAGUUUUGAAGCAAAUGACGAUUCAUUCGGCUGUUAUUCAAAAGCUUCUAAGCACAAACGCUCACUUAGGUCGCCGAGUAGCUGAGAACCAUUUCAAAAUCUACACUUAUGGCGCUCGAAAUGGAAUGACGAUUAUCGACUCUGACAAAACCCUUGUUUGCUUACGUAGCGCCUGCAAUUUUAUUGGGAAUCUUGUUCGUGAAAAUGGUAGGUUUCUGUUCGUGAACACCAAUCCAUUAGUUGACGAAAUCAUUGAGCAGAUGAUUAAAACCACUGGCUGCCGCAAUGACAACUCGUGGCGUCUUGGAGGGUUUCUAACCAACAGUUUGAGCCCCAAAAAGUUUCGUUCUAGGAAUAAGAAGUUCAAUCUGACGUCCGUUUAUCCGCCAGACUGUGUGGUGAUUUUCGAUACGGAAAGGAAGUCUUCUGUGAUUCUUGAAGCUUCUAGGUUGCAGAUUCCAAUCGUCGGGUUGGUGGAUCCAAGUAUGCCACUGGAAACAUAUAAGAAAAUCACAUACCCUGUCCCAGCAAACGAUUCAGUGCAGUUUGUGUAUUUGUUCUGCAACCUGAUUACAAAAACCAUCCAAUACGAGCAAAAGAAGCUUGCUGCAGCUAAAGGAAAGGUAACCAAAGAAGAAGAACCGAAAAUUGGAGAGGCUGCUCAACGAAUUGAAAAGAUUAAAAUAAAUGGUACAGAUGAUGAGUUGUUCCUCCUAUCAUAUGAAAGCUUAUUGCCUGUUUCUUCUGAUCCCUUAAAGAUUACAGAGCUGUUGGACAAACUUGUUAUAUUUAAGAUCAAUGACAAUGAAGGGACAAAGAUGGGUUUUAAUGGGCCAAAAUCUGCUAUUGAGAUAUCUAAUGGAGUGACAUGUCUAGACUUACUUGUCAAUUAUAUUGAGUCUCUGAAUGUAAAAUACGGAUGCAACAUUCCUUUGAUUCUGAUGAAUGCUGCAAGCACACAUAAUGAAACCUUGAAGAUUUUGGAGAAACAAUCCGGGAAAAAUAUAAGUUGUGUAGUGAAGGAUCAAGUUCCAGAGAAUAAUGUCAAAGGAAGUUCUAAGGAUAAACCACUGUAUGCUUUUGAUCAGAAGGAGGCUAUUCUUUCCUUGAAGAAGAGUGGCAAACUUGAUGAAUUAUUAUUACAGGGUAAAGAGUACAUCUUGUUGCUGAACUCAGAUAAUUUGGCUCAAGUUGUGGACCCAAAGAUUUUAAAUCAUCUUAUCCAGAAGAACAUUGAGUAUUGCAUGGAGGUGUCACAAGUUUCAAGUGAAGGGGAAACUAGUGGAACUAAUCAAUCAGAAGAAAAGUCUAAGAUCACCAAUAUGAUGAACUCGUGGAUAAACAUCGAAGCCAUCAACAAGGACAUUCAUCUCAAAACAAAGCUAUUCGGUGUAACUGUUCCUGCAUCUAGAAACCUUUCAUUGGAGGAGACAUCGGAUUUACUUAUCUUUAAGUCUGAUCUUUACACAUGUGAUAAUGGUAUUCUUACACGCAAUGAAGCCAGAACAAACCCUGCAAAUCCUGCUAUAAAAUUAGGUCCCGAAUUCCAAAUGGUAUCCGACUUUGAAAGUCGGUUUAAGUCGAUUCCAAGCAUUAUUGAGCUUGAUGAUUUGAAGGUGAAUGGUGAUGUUUUGUUUGGAAGUGAUGUCAUCCUUAAGGGAUUUGUUACCAUCAAUGCAAGACCAGGUGAGAAAAUUAUAAUCCCUGAUGGAGCUAUGCUGGAAAACAAGGUCAUCAAUGGGCAACAAGAUCUCUUGUCCUCUUAAACCAAAACUCAACAUAAAGGCAAAAUCCAAAUGGCUUUUUGUCUCAAUAAGCUACGCGUGUGGGAGAAAAGACUUUGAUGCUUACAAAUUUGCAAAAGUAUACAAACAUUUUGUUUUGUCUCAAUUCAUGAGUAUGCUAAUAAUGGUAAUCUAUCACCAUCAUAACAUAUAAUCCUUAGAAGAAUUUGCCAAAAACACAAUUUUUGUUCAUUUCCCCUUCUUUUCACUAAAUCAUGAGGUUUUUUUUCAAUCAUAUUUUUGUUUUACUUUCAUUCUUGUAUGAUUGGAUCAUGAUAUCAAUGUCUUGUAAUAUCACAUCAUUUAGGGAUUUACAAAGGGUUGUGUUGGUAUAUCA
Lactuca sativa (garden lettuce) is the source of this 2342-nucleotide messenger RNA. RefSeq names its product UTP--glucose-1-phosphate uridylyltransferase 2. Gene Ontology annotation, cellular component: small ribosomal subunit; ribosome. The record is from RefSeq and is a predicted model, not a curated record. Gene Ontology annotation, biological process: UDP-alpha-D-glucose metabolic process; translation. Lineage: Eukaryota; Viridiplantae; Streptophyta; Magnoliopsida; Asterales; Asteraceae. Gene Ontology annotation, molecular function: UTP:glucose-1-phosphate uridylyltransferase activity; structural constituent of ribosome.